Messenger RNA from Chara braunii, 5507 nucleotides. NCBI's taxonomy places the organism in Eukaryota, Viridiplantae, Streptophyta, Charophyceae, Charales, Characeae. The record is from the annotation of a GenBank genome assembly.
GGCCGAUCCAACACAGGAUAGAGAUAGGGCCUUGCAGUAAGACUCCUAAGGGAACAGUUUACGGAUGUCCCCUAGGGAGUUAGAGGAGUUGCGCAAGCAGUUGGACGAGCUCCUCGAGAAAGGUUGGAUUAGGCCAAGUUCGACUCCUUUUGGAGCAUCAGUUUUGUUUGUCCCCAAGGAGGAAGGAGAGUUGCGCAUGUGCAUAGACUAUAGGGGUCUGAAUGCGAUUACCGUUAAGAAUGUUGAGCCACUGCCCAGGAUAGAUGAUCUCUUAGAUUGGGUGCAGGGUUGCAAGUAUUUCUCAAAGAUAGAUUUGAAGUCCGGGUACCAUCAGAUAAAGGUCCAUCCUGAUGACCAGUACAAGACUGCGUUCCGGACUCAUAAUGGGCAUUAUGAGUUCAUAGUGAUGCCCUUUGGACUGACCAAUGCGCCUGCUACAUGUCAGCGUUGUAUGAACGAUCUGUUUAGGCCUUGGUUAAAUAGAUUCGUCGUAGUAUAUCUAGAUAAUAUCCUAGUAUUCAGUAGGACCCUCCAAGAGCACCAGGGUCAUUUGAGGAAGGUCUUGGAGAAGCUGAGAGAAGCUAACUUCAAGAUCAAUGCAAAGAAGUGUGAGUGGGCCAAGACACAAGUCCUGUACUUGGGCCAUGUGUUAGACGGAGAUGGCAUUAAGCCUGAGGACAACAAAAUAGCGACGAUUAGAGAUUGGCCGACGCCCCGCGCGUUGACAGAGUUGCGGUCGUUCCUGGGCCUAGCUAACUACUAUAGAAAGUUCGUGAGGAACUUCUCGACUAUCGCCGCCCCCCUUCGCAGGUUGCUCAAGAAAGAGGCAAUCUGGCAAUGGGAUAAGGACUGUACGUCUGCGCUAAAGAAGUUGAAGCGCACGUUGAUAGAAUACCCUGUCCUCAGAGUAGAAGAUCCGUCCUUGCCAUUGGUCGUCUCCACGGACGGAAGUCGGUAUGGAAUAGGCGUUGUGUUACAGCAGGACGACGACAAUGGCUACAGACCCGUAGAGUUCAUGUCAGCGAGGAUGCCCUCAGAGAAGGUUGCUACCUCCACGUAUGAAAGGGAACUCUACGCUCUCAGGCAGGCCUUAGAGCACUGGAAGCAUUACCUGCUUGGGAGGCACUUCAAGGUGUAUUCAGACCAUGAGACUCUUCGAUGGCUAAAGACACAGGCCAAGAUGACACCUAAGUUGACUAGGUGGGCCGCUGAGAUAGACUAGUCAAGAGUAGGCACGGCAGGAGCCAAGUCAUGGUUAUACUCGAUAGAUUUAGCAAGAGACCAAAGAGGUCCCAAGAUCCCUGCUCCCAACAAGUUCAGGGGCGAUGACCCCAAGACCGAUGUUGGGGACUGGCCAGCUGGGACCAAAGCCUACUUGAGGGGCUUUGUCUGUGCAGAACAGACCAAGGUGGCGACUGUUCUGGGACUGCUGGAGGGACCUGCAUUAAAGUGGGCCACCUCCACCUCCAGCAGUCUGCAACAGUCCAUGGAGGACUGGGCUUUUGGGCUUGGGGUGGAUAGACUUCUGCAGGCCCUGGAGGACCGUUUUGCAGACAAGGAGCGGGCCCGCAAGGCUGCUGAUAGGAUUGCUCGCCUGGGACAGCAGCGAUACAACGGCACCCUGCAUGCCUUGUUUGCAGAAUUUGAGCAGCUUACCUCCACCCCUGGGUUGGUCAUGUCCACUGAUGAUUUGUUGACCAACUUCUGCAGGGCAGCGCCUGAGAAGUUUGUUGUUGCCUUGUACAGCGUUGGGCACAAGGACUGGAGGUCCUUUGGCCGUGCAGCCCUGGACAUAGAGGCAAAGCUUCAUGGCUGCAUAGUGUUCAGCAAAGUCGACCUCAAAUCUGGCUACCACCAGAUUGAGAUGGCAGAGGAGGAUGUCUACAAGGCAGCCUUCAAGACCAGGUAUGGAACUUAUGAGUUCCUGGUCAUGCCAUUCGGACUUUGCAAUGCCCCAGGCACCUUCCAGACAGAGAUGCACCGCAUCUUCAGGCCUUACCUGGACAAGUUUAUGGUUAUCUACCUGGAUGACAUCCUGGUAUUCAACAAAACUGCCAGGGAACAUACGGAGCACUUGGCUCUUGUCCUUCAGUCAUUAUGUGACAGUCAAUAUAAGAUUAACAGAGAGAAGUCCUCUUUUGGAGUUCCCUCUGUCAUCUAUCUGGGUCAUAUAAUCUCUGGAGAUGGCCUGGAUCCUGAAGCAGCCAAGAUAGCUGCUAUUCAGGAGUGGCCUCAGCCACAGACAGUGAGGGAUGUCAGGUCCAUGGGUUUAGCCUCAUACUACAGAAAGUUUGUCAGGAACUUUUCUGCAAUGGUUGCACCCCUGACCAACCUAACAAAGAAAGAUACUCCCUUUCUUUGGUCCCUUCCCUGUCAGUUGGCCUUCACACGGCUCAAGAAGGCCUUGACUCGUGCGCCUGUGCUGAAGUUACCUGACCCCACUUUGCCAUUCAUCUUGACCACUGACGCCAGUCGGUAUGGCAUUGGGGCAGUUCUUCAGCAGGAUGAUGGGAAUGGUCUACGACCUGUAGAGUUUAUGAGUAAGAAGACCAAGACUCAAAAGCUGCAGGACUCCACCUACGAGAAAGAGCUAUACGCUCUUGUCUGUGCCUUGAAACACUGGAAACACUUUCUCCUGAGGAGACACUUCAAGAUCUUUUCAGAUCACUCCACCUUACAGUGGAUGAAGUCGCAGGGAGAGUUGAAUGAUAAGUUGGCAUGGUACAUUCAGUUCAUUGACAUGUUUGACUUUGAACUGAAGCAUAAGAAGGACUGCUACAACAAGGUAGCAGAUGCCCUCUCUCGUAGGCUUGACUCUUUUGCUCUGAUCUCCUCUACUCACUCCUUUGGAGAGGAGACCCGUCAGACCAUUGCUCAUCUACUGCCUCAGGAUGAGACUUUCGGACCCAUCGUCAAGAAUCUGCAAGCAGAUCCUAACUCUGAACCAGGCUAUGCUCUGAGUUCGGACCUGCUGUAUACUUACAGCAGAGGGGAGGAACGCUUGUGCAUUCCCCAGGACCAGCGGCUCAGGACACUGGUGAUGUCAGAGUGUCAUGACGCCCGUGGACAUUUUGGGUUCCUAAAGUCUUAUGCAGCCCUGUCGCAGCGCUUCUUCUGGAAGGAGAUGCGGAGUGAUAUGCUGCGCUAUGUGGACACCUGUGAGCUCUGCCAAAUGAAUAAGGUCCACCGUAGGCCUCCUUUGGGACUUCUCAAACCCUUGCCCAUACCUGAUGGCCCUGCUGAAUCUGUGGUGAUAGAUUUCACAGAUUUAGGCAAGACCACCCCUCGUGGCAUGCGUCAAGUUAUGGUCUGCGUGGACAGGUUCUCCAAAUACGCAGAGUUCAUCCCCUUACCAGAGGUAGCUAGGGUUCCGACUGUGAGAGCAGCCUUUUUUGAGAGGUGGGUCACUCACCAUGGACCGCUCACUUCUAUAGUCAGUGACAGAGACCCCAGAUUUUGCAGCGAUGAGUGGCAGUCCUAUUGCAAGGAUUACCUGCACUCACGGUUGGACAUGACCUUUAGUCAUCAUCCUGAAGCCAAUGGUCAGGCUGAGGUGAUGAACCAAGUCUUAUUCCAGUUGUUGCGCCCUGUCAUCUCUCCAGAUCAGCAGGACUGGGAUCUUCACUUAGCUAGGGCACAACUCAUGUAUAACAUGUCUGUCCACUCCUCGACAGGGUUCAGUCCCUACCGGUUACACUGGGGGCGUGAACCACGACAGCCUCUCGAUGACAUCAUCGACAAGGCUAAGCCUGAUCUGACACCAGGCACAACAGAGUUCACCAGAUGUUAUCGUCUAGAUGUGGAAAGAGCCCGCGCGAACUUGUUCAAAGCCCAAAAGGCUAUGGUUGAACAAGCUAAUCGCCACAGGCUACCUUCCCCCAUCCGCACUGGUGAUUAUGUCUGGGUGACCAGUUCUGAGCUGUCGAGGGAGGAGGAUAUCUCCCCCAAGUUAUUGCCACGUUACCUGGGUCCAUGGCAAGUCCUAGAUACAGUGGGCGUUGAUCCCUUCGGUCCGUCGUAUGUUAUCGACGUCCCGCUGCAUCUACGCACCUACCCGGUCUUUCAUGCAUCCAAGGUGGUGCCUUUCACUCCAGCUGAUGCAUUCCUAGACCGACCCCCUCAGUUUGGUCCACCGAUCCCUGGCAAGGGAUAUGACGAGGAAUGGAUUGAGGACGAGUGGGGCACCAGCCCCGACCGACAGUAUCUUGUGAGAUUCGCAUUCCAGCCUCCUCCUAAGAACAGAUGGUUCUACAGAAGGGAACUUCUCAAGACAGCAAAGAGGGGAGUUACGCGACCGUUGCACCCCGCGGCGGAGGGCGACAAGGAAGAGGACGUGGCCGGGGAAGAGGAGGUCGCGGACGCGGUGGAAGAGGACCCGGUACCCAGAGGGGUGGUGGCGAAGGUAGCUACUACGUGGGUGGAAGGGGCAAUGAUCCCUCGCAAGGUGGCCGCGGUUCGUAUUCCACCUGGGGAAGAGGAGAGGCGCGUGGUUGUUGAUCCUGCGUUGCCCUUUGUUGUCACAAUCGACGCCAGUCAGUACGGGAUAGGCGCUGUACUCCAACAAGAUGACGGGAAUGGAUACAGGCCUGUAGAGCUUAUGUCCCGACGACUGCCUAAUGAGAAGGUUGUUGCUUCUACGUAUGAGAGAGAAUUGUAUGCUCUCCGGGAAGCUCUAGAUCACUGUCGACACUAUCUCUUAGGACGUUACUUCAAGGUGUACUCAGAUCAUGAGACACUUCGCUGGCUCAAAACGCAGGCCCGGAUGACACCUAAGUUGACUAGUUGGGCCGCUGAGAUUGAUCAGUAUGAUUUCGAGCUGAAGCCAGUCAAGGGUUUGUUGUAUGUUGUUGAGAUGGUCCUCAAGCUCUUCGGACGAGGCUGGACACGGUACUGGAUGGGGUAUUUAAGCCGCGUUGACUUCAUUAUAACAUGGUGUAUAGUUGCAGUAAUCGUUGCCCAAGCUGUUCAGGGUCCUUUCACCGGCAUCAAUUUGUACUGGUACCUCGAAGACGAAGCUGGAGCAACGGCGCUGCAGCGGGAGGAGGAGCGGGAGAAGGAGGGGGGGAAAGAGCAGGAGAAGCAGCGGGAGGAGGAGGAGGAGCAGCAGGAGCGGGAGCGGGAGCAGGAGAAGGAGAGGGAGGAGGAGAGGGAGGAGGAGAGGGAGGAGGAGCAGGAGAACGAGUGGGAGCGGGGCUAUGGUGGGAUCUUUGUCACGUUGUUUGGCGGAGCAGGAGCAGUAAGAGGAAGAGGAGGAGGAGGAGUGGGAGGAGCGGGAGGAGCGGGAGAAGGAGUGGGAGAACGAGCGGGGAAGGCGCGGGAGCGGGCCUAUGGCGUGGGAAGAGGAGCGGGAGGAGGGGGAGGAGGAACGGGGGAAGAGCAAGAGAAGCAGCGGGAGAAGGAGGAGCAGGAGGAUCCCGGGGAGUAGCAAGAGGGGGAGCGGGAGAAGGAGAGGGAGGAGGAGCGGGAGAAGGAGUGGGAGCGGGGCUAUGGUGGGAUCUUUGUCACGC